This is a messenger RNA of Suillus paluster, 1643 nucleotides long. RefSeq names its product MFS general substrate transporter. Lineage: Eukaryota; Fungi; Basidiomycota; Agaricomycetes; Boletales; Suillaceae. Gene Ontology annotation, molecular function: transmembrane transporter activity. Gene Ontology annotation, biological process: transmembrane transport. The record is from RefSeq and is a predicted model, not a curated record. Gene Ontology annotation, cellular component: membrane. The transcript is spliced from 15 exons. Bases 91 to 1488 code for a protein of 465 amino acids.
GUGGUCCAUGUCGAGGAUGGAAAGACCCCUACCGAGGGCGGGCUCUACAACCCUCAUGUUGACGUUUCGGGUGUCGAUGAGCGCGCGUUAAUGCGAAAGGUUGACAUGCGGACUGUACCGUGGUUAUCUUUUCUGUAUUUGCUUUGCUUCCUCGACAGAACGAGUAUUGGAAAUGCAAAGUUGUAUAGCAUGGAGACAAGCUUGGGGUUGUCCGAUACCCAGUAUUUAAUAUGCCUGACCGUCUUCUUUAUAUCCUACGCACUAUUCGAGGUGCCCUCGAACGUUGUCUUGAAACGUCUAAGGCCAUCCGUAUGGCUUUCAGUGCUCAUGAUUCUUUGGGGUGUUAUGAUGACCGUGCAAGGCCUAGUCCACAAUUACAGCGGUUUAUUGGUUAUGAGAUUCAUGCUCGGAGCCUUCGAGGCCGGACUUUUCCCCGGAGUCACAUACUAUCUCUCAUGUUGGUAUAAGCGUUCGGAAUUUGGUAUCCGCGCUGCCAUAUUCUUCUCCGCCGCGACCAUUUCCGGUGCAUUUGGUGGCCUUCUCGCUGUCGGUAUAUCGAAGAUGAAUGGUAUCGGUGGAAAGCCUGCUUGGUCAUGGAUCUUUAUUAUAGAGGGAAUUGCUACCAUUUUGGCAGGGGCCGUCUCCUUCUGGAUCAUCGUGGACUUCCCGGACAACGCAACAUUCCUUACCGAGGCCGAGCGGACAGUCGUUAUCCGUCGCCUGCAGGGUGAUGCCCAGUUCAGUGCUGCCGGAGAGAAGAUGCAAUGGCGACACAUCAAAAAGGCACUGACCGAAUGGAAAACCUACAUUGCUAUGAUCGUGUACGCCGGAGUGGACAUGCCUUUGUACGCAUUCGCCUUGUUCUUGCCGAGUAUCAUCAACCAAGUAAGGUAUUCUGCAACUAAUGCGAAUCUACUAACCGUCCCCGUUUAUGCGCUCGCAUGCGUAUCUACUUGUCUCGUUGGCUUCCUCGCCGACAAGUACGGCAACCGCGGGUUGUUUAACUUAGUUGCACUUUCCACUGCUGCUGUGGGAUACAUCAUCUUGGUCGUCUCACGGAACGCCGCAUUGUCAUACUUCGCUGUAUUUUUAGGUGCUUGUGGCAUUUACCCUUGCAUUCCAAACACGGUUGCCUGGAUGUCCAACAAUUCAGAGGGAACAUACAAGCGUAGCGUCGCUCUUGCCAUGGUCAUCAGCUGGGGGAACUUGCAAGGCGCCAUUAGUUCCAAUGUUUAUCGUGCAACCCAGAAGCCUUGGUACCCACUAGGCCAUGGACUUGUGCUGAUGUACAUCGGUUUUGGUAUCAUCGCCACAGUUGUUUUCAGGUUCCUCCUAAAGCGGGAAAACGCUCGUCGGGACCGUGGAGAACGAGAUGAAAUCAUUGAAGGGCGCGAGGGAGGUUUCGAAGUCAACGGUCGGUUCGCAUCCGUGGAAGACGCCAAGAGAGAAAAGGGUGACGAGUGGAGUGGGUACAGGUACACUCUGUGAUGAAAAAUUAACGGUCUGAUAUCAACGGUUUUGAUUUUUAACGUCUUUUUCCAUGUAACUUACGAUGUCAACUUACGAAUGGGUGUAACAUAUAUAUUACAAUACGCCGUGCCCUAUGGACUCUGCGAUGUGCCUUUUAAUGGUGUUUACCCCGG